AUGGCAGAUGUAGCAGAAAUAGACAUCGACUCUGUCAUUGAAAGAUUACUCGAAGUACGAGGGUGUCGACCUGGCAAGCAAGUACAGUUAGUGGAAUAUGAAAUUAGGUAUCUCUGUACGAAGGCACGAGAAAUUUUUAUAUCGCAACCGAUACUUCUUGAAUUAGAAGCACCGAUAAAGAUUUGCGGUGACAUACAUGGUCAAUAUUAUGAUCUUUUAAGGUUAUUUGAGUAUGGUGGUUUCCCACCCGAGGCAAAUUACUUGUUUCUUGGAGACUAUGUAGACCGAGGGAAGCAAUCGUUGGAAACAAUCUGUCUCUUAUUGGCCUAUAAAAUAAAAUACCCAGAAAACUUUUUCAUCCUACGUGGAAACCACGAAUGCGCAAGUAUCAACCGCAUUUAUGGAUUUUACGAUGAAUGCAAACGAAGGUACAAUAUUAAAUUGUGGAAGACAUUCACUGAUUGCUUCAAUUGUUUACCAAUUGCCGCAAUCAUCGAUGAAAAAAUUUUUACAAUGCAUGGUGGCUUAUCACCCGACCUUCGGAAUAUGGAACAGAUUCGAAGGGUCAUGCGUCCGACUGAUGUGCCGGAUACUGGUCUGCUGUGCGACUUAUUAUGGUCUGACCCAGAUAAAGAAGUCGCUGGUUGGAAUGAAAACGAUCGUGGCGUAUCCUUCACAUUUGGUCCCGAUAUUGUCAGCGAGUUUUUAAAAAGGCAUGAUAUGGAUUUGAUAUGUCGAGCGCAUCAAGUAGUGGAGGAUGGAUAUGAGUUUUUUGCCAAACGGCAGCUUGUCACACUUUUCUCUGCACCAAAUUAUUGUGGAGAAUUUGACAAUGCAGGGGCAAUGAUGAGCGUAGACGAGACGCUUAUGUGCUCGUUCCAGAUCUUAAAACCUGCAGAACGAAAGCCUAAAUAUUACGGUAAUACUGGAGGUCGACCGGGCACAACUCCGCCACGUAGAAAGAAGAAUAAUAACCAAACGAAGGGUCAAUAA
Paraglomus occultum is the source of this 993-nucleotide messenger RNA. The record is from the annotation of a GenBank genome assembly. NCBI's taxonomy places the organism in Eukaryota, Fungi, Glomeromycota, Glomeromycetes, Paraglomerales, Paraglomeraceae.